Molecule: messenger RNA, 1389 nt
Organism: Candida dubliniensis CD36
Lineage: Eukaryota; Fungi; Ascomycota; Pichiomycetes; Serinales; Debaryomycetaceae
Product: arginyltransferase
Exons: 1
Coding region: 1-1389 (462 amino acids)
Biological process (GO): protein arginylation
Cellular component (GO): cytoplasm
Molecular function (GO): arginyl-tRNA--protein transferase activity
Source: RefSeq, a predicted model, not a curated record
AUGAUAUUGACACCACCACAUUACUUUGGAGAUAGACACUGUGGGUAUUGCAAGCACUCAAACAAACGGGAUUAUUAUGCAUUGGAAUCACAAAUCGGAUCCAACUUUCCGCAGCAGUCAGUAACAAUUGGUUCGUCAGUCUGGCAAAUGUCGUGUAAAGAAUACGAUGAAUUGAUAAACACCGGGUUUAGGAGAUCUGGAACAUUCUUAUACAAGCCAGACUUGUUAAGGACUUGUUGCAGGUUGUACACAAUCAGAACACGACUCGCAAUGUGUAAAUUGACAAAAGAACACAGAAAGGUGGUCAACCGAUUCAUUAAAGAAAUAUGUCCUGAAUUGCCCCAGCCCAAGAAAAACACUUUUGAUUUGAAUCGAUUGUAUGAGGCACAACUUCAAUCAAAACGAUUCCAAACCAGGUUUGAGCCAUCGGUAUUUUCUAAAGAAAAGUUUGAAUUGUAUAAAAAGUAUCAGGUGCUGGUGCAUAAUGAUGAUCCAGACGACGUAACCGAAUCUUCAUUCAAAAGAUUUCUAUGUGACACGCCGUUCCCUGAUGAUGAGGUUGAAGGAGACAAAGACCAAUUUCAAGGACUUGAACCCAAAAAUUGGGGUACAUCAACAACACCACGUGCCGGUCCCACCCAUGAACUAUACUUUUUGGACGGGAAAUUGAUCGCCAUCUCCAUUCUUGACUUUCUACCAUCUGGCGUCUCUUCGAUAUAUUUCAUCUGGGAUCCCGACUAUGCUCAUUUAAGCUUGGGCACUUUGUCUGGCUUGAAAGAGAUGCAGAUGUGCGAGAAGCUAGAUUAUUCAUGGUAUUAUUUGGGAUACUAUGUUGAGGAUUGUGUCAAGAUGAAGUAUAAACGGAAAUUUGGUGGUGAGUUAUUGGAUUUGUGCAACGAGGUAUAUUUCCCGUUAGAGAUUGUUGAUCCAUAUAUAAAGAAUGGCAGACUAUUUGUCAUUGGGGAAAAGGACGACGAGUAUGAAUCAGAGCUUGAGAUUGAGAGUUUGGGAGCCCCAUUGGACUAUAAGGAUAGUGAUUUUUUUGGCAAGAAACUAGUCAACGUAGCUGAGGAUAUUUACGGCAACGAAAGAGUAAACGAAGACGCCAAAAAGGCCAGACAAAUCCUAAAAGUCAAAUAUCAAAUUGACCCGAAUAAUUCUCAAUUGCGAUUACCAAAUGUUGUGCCCGGGAUAAUUCCUCUUUGGCAAAUACUAGAAUGGUUUGAUAUGGGUACAAUCGAUGAGGAAUAUGUUGUUGAGAUAUUUAUGGGGGGGAAAAUGCUUGAGUAUUCUCUUGGCGAACUUAAUGGCGAAGGGAGAGCUAUUGUGGUUGAUUGUAUAAGAGCCUUUGGUUUAGAGAAAGUGCAGGGUAUGGUGAUUAUGUUGUGA